GGGAAACCGCCAUAUUGGAUUAAGAUCAUCAUGUGAUUAGGGGAUCCUUGGGUCGAAAGUGUAACUCUGGAAAAAAUUCUCGAGGAAGAAAGGAUCGAUGAUGGGGUUUCGUUGUUAUAGACUGGGAUUGAUAUUUUUUAACAUCAUAUAUUUGGUAAGGCGAGUCUUUUGUGGGUUAUGUUCGAUGAACGCUUCGUUGCAAGUGGCUACAUGUUCAAUUAAUCAGCGUUCUUCCUUUUCAGACAUAAGACUAUCAGACGAAAAUGUAGAAUGAAUUAUUACCAUGAAUGUGGUAAUUUCGUAAUGUGCCCUAGUGGAAUAUGUUGUAUAAAAAUCGCUUAAAAUUUGGGCAAGUUUUAAGUAAAUUCUCGUGUGAAGUUGAGAUCAUGAGCUAUUUUUGUUCAAUGACAUUUUAGCUAGCGGAAAAUGAAAUGUUCUUUCGCAAAUGCGUAUUCAUAAUUUAGAACAUACUAUGGAAAUUACAGAGUUGAAUCAAGCAGUCAAUAUAAAUUUAUAGAAUUUUUUUAAUUGACCUCGCAAGCUAGGGCUAUGCCUCACUGAGUUGAUUCCAGCACAAUGUUCAGGGAGGAACUAAGAUUCCAUGUUUGGCAGUUGGGAAAUUAUGGGUUUUGGGAGCCAAAAAGAAAAGGAAGCUGACAACGUUAACCUUUGUAUGGGAUAGUGAAGGGCUUUGAGAAUGCAAUGCAAAAAAGUAUUAGACCAUUUAUAAUAAGCUGAAUUAUAAAUACAUUUUGAUAGGUCUUUUCUUAUGAUCUAAUGGAGGACAGAGGCAUAGAUUACAUCACAGUCUGCAAAAUUUUCUUCUUAACCCUUUAACUCCCAAGAUCUGAUUGUUAAUUCUCCCCUCUAGUUACAGCACAUUUCCUUGUAAAUUAGUUAUGAGAACUUGGUGCUAGAUUAAGGUAGCACCUGAUAAGUUUGAAUAUUCACAUCGCUGUUUGCUGAAUAAUUUAUGGAUAUUAUUGGGAGAAGUUUCAUGUUAUUCACUUCUGGGAGUUAAAGGGUUAAUUAGAUUGACCCUUUACACCCUAAUAUCAGUAGUCAUGUUCUCCAUCCUGUUCUCUGUACAUUUACUAAGGUGCUGACAAGGAGAAUUUGUCUAACAAUCAAGAGUUUCUUAAGUUGGUGACCAGUUCUUUUAUUCUAAUGACAUCAAUGUGUGACCCAGGGGUGAUAUUGUAAGGAGAAAUUAGAUGCUAGUCACUCUUAGGGGAUGUAGGGUCAAGCAAAAAGAUUCCUAGUUUUUGUGUGUCUGUUCAGUCAUAGAUCACAGAGGAUGUCAGAAUUUGGUAAGAGCACUAGGGACCCACUCAGCUGCAACUUCUGUGUCACUUUUUUGUUCUUACCUCAUUUGAUGUCUUCUGUGUUCUAGUGCUGAAAUCAGUAGACAUAUUCUCUAUACUGUCCUCUAUACAUUUCCUAAGUCGCUGAUAAGGAGAAUUCGUUUACCAAUCAAAAGCAUCUUUCAUUGGUGAUCAUUUCCUUUAUUCUCAUGACCUCAAUGUGGGAUUCAGGGGCGAUAUUGUGAGGAGUAACUUGAUGCCAGCCACUCCUAGGUUUGAAGGGGUUAAUGUGAUAUCUGAAUAACUACAUGUGGUCAAAAACAAAGAAGAACAACUUUUUCAGAUCUCCUUUGUACAAAAGCAGACUUAUGAGCCAUUUGAACUUAAGUGUUUUCUCUAUUCUGUGUGCAUGAUGUUAAAAUAACACUCAUAUUUCUUUAAUAGAUGACCAAUCCCAGAUUUUACCCUCUUACUCAACCCUUUAACUCCCAAGAUGUGAUUGUUAAUUCUCUCCUCUAGCUGCUGAACUUUACCUUGUGAAGUAGUUACAAGAAUUUGUUGUUAGAUCAAGAUAACUUCUACCUGAUAAGUUUAGAUAUUCUCAUUACCUGUUUGCAGAAUGAUGUGCAGUUAUUAUAGGGAGAAGUUACACGAUGGGAAAAAGGGUUAAUCUCUUUGCACAGUACACAUUGAUCUAAUUCCUCUCUCUUUUCAAUUUAUUUUUUUUUCAGAUCAUAGGCUUUGUUCUUAUACUUUGUCCAGCCUACUCCAAAGUUACAGAUCUUUUCACCAGUUGGCCAAUAGUAGGAGGCACCAUAGCAUGUGGAGUGUUUAUUAUGCUGGUUGCUGCACUUGGAAUUUAUGGUGCUGUUAAGCAUCACCAGAUAAUUCUUUUCUUUGUAUCCUUUUCAUCUUUUCUUAUGGAUUAUCAUGGGCUUUCACUUUUCAGGAUGUUUUUGAAAAUGAAUCACAGCAAGUUUGUGUUGUUGUUAUGCUCAACUCAGGGUCAAAAGCUCAAGUUGAGUCUGGCAGAUAAAUUGUGAGAGUUGUUUACCAAAAAAAAAGUUUAAAAAUUGCAUUCUAGAUCAUCUUAAGUUAAGCCAUGUUUUUUACGUAGACAUUGAUUUUUGUGAAAACUAUCAAGAAAGCUUUUAACUAGCACUGGAGUAACUUCUGUUUACUUUGAACAAUCCACCUAUCACAAAAUGUCAAGUUUUCUACCAGUUAAAAAAUGCAUGGCUAGAGUAACCAUUUACACCCUAGCAUAAUUAUGUACAUUCUCCAUACUGUUCUUUAUACAAUUCCUAAAGAGCUGAUAAUGACAAUUUGUUCAAUGAUCAAGAGUUUCUUUAGUUGGUGAUCAUUACCUUUAUUCUCAUGACCUUAAUGUGUGAUUCAGGGGUGAUAUUGUAAGGAGAAUUUAGAUGCCAGUCACUCCUAAGGGUCAAAGGGUGAACCUCUUACACCUUUUCAGCAGUAUGCAUAUCCCAUAAUUAUGGUAAUCUAUUUAGCAAUUAUCCCUUUAACUCCCAGAUUAAAUUUUUAAUUCUCCUUACUGUCAGCCAUACAAUUCUUAUGAUGUUAGUUCAGAGAAUUUAGUAUUGGAUCAACUAAUUAUCUCUAAAUUGAAAUUUUUCUUUAUUCUCAUUACUCAUCUGGUUGAUAUUGUAUUGAUAUUGUAAGGAGAAAUUUUGUCUUGGUCACUCAUAGGAGUUAAAGGGUUAACCCUUUAACUCCCAGAAGUGAUCAACACAAAGCUUCUCCCUAUAAUAUCCUUAUGUUAUUCAGCAAACAGCUAAUGAGAAUAUUCAAACUUAUCAGGUAGAAGUUGUUGCCUUGAUCUAACACCAAAUUUUCAUAACUAAUUUACAAGGAUAUGUGUAGCAGCUAGAGGGGAUAAUUACCAAUAAGAUCUUGGGAAUUGAAGGCUUUAGAACUUCAGACAUAGUUUGACGCUACUCUGGUUAGAGUAGACCAGAGUAGUGUCAAACUAUGUCUGAUUGUCCACCUGGUUGCCAUGUGAACUUUAAUAUAUUUUGGUUUAGAACCUCUUUAGUUGGUGAUCAUUUCUUUUAUCCUCGUGACCUUUAUGUGUGUUUUAUGGAUGAGAUUGUGAGGAGAAAUUAGAUACUGGUUACUUUUAGGGGUUAAAGGGCUUUGGCUUGAAGAAGUUUGUAUCCUUAGCUACCGUCAGUUCAUGGCAAUCAUGGUUAUCUUGUUCAUAAUUCUAUUAUCUGUAUCUUUGGCUGCACUCUCCAUAUCGUCAACUCAGAGGGAUAACCUUAUGUGGAAAGCUUGGAAAUCUGUUAGUAACAAAACUAAAGAAGAAGUUCAGAAAGCAGGACACUGCUGUGGUUUCAAUGCAACAUACAAGAAUAAAACUACAGAUCACCCAUCAUGUAGUGGGGUAUUUAUGAUCACAUAUUUCUUUUGAUUUGAAAUAGUUUUUGAUUUGAUACCAACUCAUUGAUUUGAUACUUUUGGUUUGUAGUGGCAAUGCACAUAGAUUGGACUCUUCCUAACAUCCAUACUUUUUAUGCAGGGUGUUUACUUCAAAGAAAGAAUUAUUAGUUGGGUAUACCUUGGAUUAAAUUUGUUACUUCCCCCAGGUUUAGGCAAAUUUCCAGUCUUAGUUUUGUAUUAGUAUGACAGUCCGACAGUCCAAUGUCAUUUCUCUUUUUUUCAGCUUGAUUGCUGUGGCGGAGAAAAGGCAUAUACCUGUCGCAAGUGUCGUACUUGCUAUGGCUAUUUGAGGGACAAUGGCUUGGACAAAUUAAAGAAUGCUGUGGGAGGAAUAGGUCUCUUUUUUAGUUUUACAAUGGUAAGGGCUGAUUUACUUCCUAAAACCCGUAAUAUCCUAGCAUAAACAUGAAUAUUCUCCAUACCAUUCCUCAUACAUUUUGUAAAAUGCUGGCAAGGAGAAUUUGUUAUUUAUAAGCAACCAAGAGCCUUUUAAGUUGGUCAUUGUUUCCUUAUUGUGACCUUAAUGUGUGAUUCUGGAGAAAUGAAAUGUUAGUCACUCUAAGGAGUCAAAGGGAAAAACUGACUCUGUGUGACUGAUAGUAAUUGGCUGACCAACAGAUUAACAUAUUGACAUGGCAACCAACUGAACAACUGAGUGACUUCCUUUGCUGAUUGACUGACUGUUUGUCUGUCAGUCUGUUUGGCCAGCUGGCUGAAAUACAAUUUAAUGCCUGACUAAUUGACUCGCUGACAGAGAAACUGCCUACUUCUUGCUUGACUUACCUGCUGCCUGGCUGAUAAACUGACCAACUAGAACAACCACAAACAUCUGAGAACGAAGCUUAUCGCCAGUCUUGUGACUAGUAGAAGUUUCCAGUUAUUUUAUGGUUAAUUCAUGUAGUAAAUUACUUUAUUUAUUUAUUUACUCUUUCAGUUUUUGGGAAUUUACUUGGCUUUCCGAUAUAGGCAUCUUAAAGAUCCAAGAGCAAACCCCAGUGCGUUUCUAUGACUGUAAACAGGUCCUAAAGGCUUCAGGACAAUUGCCUUAUUUACGUCAGCUUCAGCACCAAGAAGCCCCUUUGUUAUCAAAGUUGUGAACAGUCUCAAAGUUUGAGUAGUCCAAAGAAAAUUGCAGUCUUUUUUAGAGCCAUACAGGGUGAUGUAGAGUUAUUCACUUUACAGGAUGAAUCACUCCACUGUUAACAACAAAACUAAAUGACAUACACGAAAUAUAAAUGACACCUAGUCCUUUCCCAAGUUUUCUUUAAAGGGCAGGCAUAAUUUUUAUCAUGGUCAUCAUUAUCAUCUUUAUCAUCAUCGUCAUCUUUAUCGUCAUUGUUAUCGUUCUUUUUUUCUCCUUACAGUAUUGAUUGAAAGUAAAUGUAGAUGAGAUAAACUGAAAGGCUUAUUUGUCAAUCAAUAUGGAGCUGCAACAACCCC
Molecule: messenger RNA, 5207 nt
Organism: Pocillopora meandrina
Lineage: Eukaryota; Metazoa; Cnidaria; Anthozoa; Scleractinia; Pocilloporidae
Source: the annotation of a GenBank genome assembly